UACUUGUGAAGCGCGAGUCGUCUCUUGAAGUGUGCAUCCUCCUCCUUGUUUUGUACAGUCUUCCUUUGCACUAGUAUCUCUUGUUUGAUAAAUUCAGACAGGAGUCAGCAGAGCCCUGCUUGCUAUCCGGAGGACCUGCAGAGUGUGUUUGUGACCGCGGACAUGGCCUGCUCAGAGCUCGCACUUUUGAGUGUGUCGGACAAGACCGGCCUGCUGGACUUUGCCAAAAGGCUGGUGAACGUGGGACUGUCUCUGGUGGCCUCAGGUGGCACCGCCAAAGCCCUGCGCGAUGCUGGGCUGGCUGUCAGGGAUGUGUCCGAGCUGACGGGACAUCCGGAGAUGCUCGGAGGCAGGGUGAAGACUCUGCAUCCCGCCGUCCACGGAGGAAUCCUGGCCAGGAAGACCCCCACCGACUCCGCAGACAUGGAGAAGCUGGGCUACAGCCUGGUCAGAGUGGUGGUGUGCAACCUCUAUCCCUUUGUGAAGACCAUCUCUACCCCAAAUGUUACAGUAGAGGAUGCUGUGGAGCAGAUUGAUAUUGGUGGUGUAACGCUGCUCAGAGCUGCUGCCAAAAAUCAUUCGCGUGUCACCAUUGUGUGUGACCCUGCUGACUAUGCACUGGUCGCAACUGAGAUGGAGAAUUCAGAGGGCAAAGACACGACCUUGGACACACGCAAGACUCUGGCCCUCAAAGCCUUCACACACACAGCACAGUAUGAUGACGCCAUCUCGGACUACUUCCGUGGUCAGUACAGCCGUGGGGUUUCCCAGCUGCCCCUUCGCUAUGGCAUGAACCCCCACCAGGCGCCCGCCCAGCUCUACACCCUGCGCCCCACCCUGCCCAUCCAAGUGGUCAAUGGCUCCCCUGGAUUUAUCAAUUUAUGUGAUGCUCUGAAUGCCUGGCAGCUGGUCAGAGAAUUGAAGAGCGCCCUGGGCAUGGCGGCUGCCACCUCCUUCAAACAUGUCAGUCCUGCUGGAGCCGCAGUAGGAGUUCCUCUGAGUGAGGAGGAGGCCAAGGUGUGCAUGGUGAACGACAUGCUGAAGGAUCUCACCCCUCUGGCCACAGCCUAUGCCAGGGCGAGAGGUUCUGACAGAAUGUCAUCUUUUGGAGACUUCAUCGCUCUGUCAGAUGUGUGUGAUGUGCCCACAGCCAAGAUCAUAUCACGGGAGGUGUCUGAUGGCAUCAUUGCUCCCGGCUAUGACGAGGAAGCCCUGAAAAUCCUCUCCAAAAAGAAGAAUGGCAACUACUGUGUGCUUCAGAUGGACCCGGACUAUGAGCCUGAUGAGACUGAGGUGAGGAUGUUAUUCGGUCUCUAUCUCAAACAAAAAAGGAACGGAGCUCUCAUUGACAAGCAGCUCUUCAGCAACGUUGUUUCCAAGGGCUCGCUGUCUCCAGACGCUGUGCGGGACCUCAUUGUGGCCACCAUCGCGGUCAAGUACACCCAGUCCAACUCUGUCUGCUAUGCCAAAAAUGGACAGGUCAUAGGCAUCGGUGCAGGCCAGCAGUCCCGUAUCCACUGCACACGACUGGCAGGUGACAAAGCUGAUAACUGGUGGCUGAGACACCACCCCUGCGUCCUGGGCAUGAAGUUCCGCCCUGGUGUGAAACGGGCCGAGAUGGCCAACGCUAUCGACCAGUUUGUCAGCGGCACCAUUGGAGAGGGCCCGGACCUGGCAGUGUGGAAGUCGAUGUACGAAGAAGUGCCUGAGUCUUUGUCAGAGACGGAGAGGAAGAACUGGAUAAGCUCCCUGCAGGCGGUGGCUCUCAGCUCUGAUGCCUUCUUCCCCUUCAGAGACAACGUAGAUCGGGCCAAAUGGAGUGGUGUUGAGUAUAUCGCCGCUCCGGCGGGCUCGACUGCCGACGAGGUCGUGAUUAACGCCUGCGACGAGCAAGGCAUCACUCUGGUGCACACCAACCUGCGUCUCUUCCACCACUAAGCACCUCAGUGCCUUCCCAGUUUCUUUUUGUACUAAAAUAACAAUUUUUGCAUCAUGUCUGAAUUUGUUGUACGAUUAGGAAAACAAUGUUACUGAUAACUAAACAUUCCUGUCCUAAUGUGAUGCAUAAAAGGUAGAGGUCAGAAUACACAAUCUUAUAACUCAUUAACUGCAUUCCUGUCUUGUGAUUGGACUACUGAGACAUAACUGUUUGUUUAUGGACAUUUCAGCAUCAAAUAAACUGUUUCUGGCGCUUGAG
Molecule: messenger RNA, 2197 nt
Organism: Myripristis murdjan (pinecone soldierfish)
Lineage: Eukaryota; Metazoa; Chordata; Actinopteri; Holocentriformes; Holocentridae
Gene: atic
Product: 5-aminoimidazole-4-carboxamide ribonucleotide formyltransferase/IMP cyclohydrolase
Biological process (GO): 'de novo' IMP biosynthetic process
Cellular component (GO): cytosol
Molecular function (GO): IMP cyclohydrolase activity; phosphoribosylaminoimidazolecarboxamide formyltransferase activity
Source: RefSeq, a predicted model, not a curated record